Molecule: messenger RNA, 3294 nt
Organism: Ciona intestinalis (vase tunicate)
Lineage: Eukaryota; Metazoa; Chordata; Ascidiacea; Phlebobranchia; Cionidae
Source: RefSeq
GGUUAUUUUCUUUGAGAAGCAUUUAGUGUAUAUUAUUAUUUUGAUAAAUCAAGUUCGUUAGCAGCGGAAUUUUGCAAAACGAUGUCUGCCCCAACUGUGGCACCGUUGAACGGGGGAGGAGCCCAGUACGCUGGGAAAAAGAGAAGAAGGCCUCAGCCUAAAAAAGACAAAGACUCCGGCGAAUCCAGCAAGUCAAACCCAAGCAAGCGACAUCGGGACAGGUUGAAUUCUGAGUUGGACCACCUUGCCAAACUCAUACCUUUCCCAGAGGAAGUGAUAAACAAGCUUGAUAAACUUUCAAUUCUUCGUCUCGCUGUGGCUUACCUCAGGAACAAGAGUUACUACACAGAUGUCAACAAACGGAACGAAAUUGACCAUGAUCCUGCGCUGUAUUUGUCAAACAACACUCGAAAUGAAGUGCCCUGUUUUAGUGAAUCGGAAAGCGAAUUAUCACUCAUGGCAAUCAAUGGCUUCAUCAUUGUUGUACCCCAGGAUUUCAACAUAUUUUAUGUCAGUGAAACAGUGCAAGAAUACCUUGGUUUCCCACAGUGUGAUGUAAUGAAUCAAUCUAUGUUGGAUUUGAUCCAUGCUGAAGACCGGGACUUAUUUACCCGACAAAUGUAUAUGAACCCAAAGUGUCCACCUAAAACAACUCCACCUGUUGAUGGAGAAACCCCACAAGUUCCAGAAUAUACUAACCAUGGACUCUCUGCUAAUAUGUUUAAAGAACUGUCUCGAAAUGGAAUGUUGUAUCGUUCGUUUAUUUGUCGACUUCGAUGCUUGCUUGACAACUCUUCAGGAUUUUUGGCACUUCACUUUACUGGCCAUUUGCGGCUGAUUCCUGGCCAGAACAGAAGAGGGGAACAGAACAUUCUUCUUCCUCCAGAGCAAGCUCUUUUCCUUUACGCAACGCCACUUCAAAGUCCUUCAAUCCUUGAAAUUCGCACGAAGAAUUUCAUCUUCCGAACAAAGCACAAACUGGAUUACACCCCACUGGGAGUCGAUGCCAAGGGGAAGAUUGUUCUUGGGUAUACAGAGCAACAACUACGGCAAAGAUCAGGAUAUGAGUUCGUUCAUUCUGCAGAUAUGAUGCAUUGUGCUGAUGCUCAUACAAAGUUGAUGCGCAAAGGUGAAAGUGGGUUAACAGUAUUCCGUCUUCUACAUAAAAACAACAAGUGGAUUUGGGUGACAGCCUCAGCCCGCUUGGUUUUCAGGAAUAAUCGGCCAGAUUAUAUCAUAUCUACACACAGACCUAUUCCGGAUCAAGAGGGAGAAGAACACAUGAAGAAAAGAACAAAUGCUUUUCGAUUUGACUUCACAGGGCAAGCUAUUCUGUAUGGGGAUGUUAACCCCAUUGGCACAGGGGGAGGACCUGAGAAAAAUCCUAUUAAAGAUAAUGAUCAGCCUGGUGGCAAGAGACCAAGGUACACAAAUAACGUGGAUUCACCACCCACAGAUAGAAUGACAUUGUAUGGAGCGCAAUCUAUGCAGCGCAUGGACAUUUAUGUCGGUAAUUUGCCGAACCAGACCAAUGAGGUAUUCUGCAAUAAUGUCAGUAAUGAAGAAGCAAUAAAGCAAGAACAGAUUGAGCUGGCUCUUCUGCAGGAUAAUGGUCCUCUUACCAAUACUUCAGAUAUUGUGUUUUACCCUAUGGGAACAGAAGUCCCUCCAGAAAACCAGCAUCCACGUGGUCAAAUCCCAUUGAACAAUGGCUUACAACAGGACCACAUGUUUCAAAAUCCAAAUGCUUCAGUCCCAGCCCAGUACCCUGUGGAGCCACCAAGGUUGUACCAUCCUCCUGUCAAUAACCAGAACACAGAAGCACAGGGAUACCACGAACCGCAGCCCAAUGAUAAUUAUUCUGGAAACCAAUUGAAACGUCCUUACCAAGCAUGCUCAAAAAUGGAUUCCCAAGCAAGCCAGCAGUGGAACACCCAAGCCCAAACGCAGACCCAAAACUGGGUUGCUCAGAAACAAAUGGUUGUUGGGGGAAUGCAGCAUACUGCCAAGCACGAGCAAGAUGUUUCUCCUACACCAUUCCCAAAUUUUCAACAAGAAGCACAGGUUAAUGAUGCCAAUGUUACAAAUAUGAAUCUCUACUUCCAACCAAAUGCUAACCACAACCAACAAGCAGGGCCGCAGGGAUAUGAGAAGUACCCUGUCCACUCCAAUCCUAAUGAACCUUCUGUAAUGGACGCUUUAUCAAUAAAAUCUAUGAUGAAAACUGUCGACUACGGACCUGGUCAGAGCUGCAGCAAUGAGGACAAUCUGAACUGGAAUUCUCCACAGCUUAUUGGCUAUCAGGACAACACUGUACAGUUUGAUCUCCAGAAAAUUGCAAGGGAUUUCCAGACCACUAAUCCUAUGUCGCAAGUCCAACAAUACAUUGAAAGAAACCCAGCCCAUGCUAUGGCUAUUGCUACGGGAAAUAUGCCUGAAAGUGGGAUGCCAAAACUGCACAGUGACAAAGUAAAAGUUUACAUGCCAAGUUGUCAAUAUAGUCAAUCUGUUCCUGACAAUGGACAAAUGGCCAUGAUUGAUCAAACUAGUCCAUGUUCUUCUAUGAGCACAGGUAGCAGAGUUUUAUCUGCCAAGUCCUUACAGGAUGCACAACCUAUGUCCGAUUCAAGUCAAGGACCAGGCUCUUCUGGUUAUCAGGGUAGUAUGCAAUCCAAUUAGAAAAAAAGAAUUCUGCAAGAGUAUUGAAACUGUACAUUUGUACAUUCUUUCAACUAUAUUGUGCAAUGGAUGUUAAACAUCUACUUUGGAAAUUUUACCCGUUAUAUAGAUUUCACAUUUCCCUGUGAUUUGUUAAGUGCUAUCUCUACAUUGGUGCUACUUUGUAUGUCAAUCCCUUCACAAAUUACCAAAGACAUUAUUUACAUUGCUUCCCUGUUGUAUCACCACACCUACAAAAGUUGAUCGUUACUUUUUCGUUCCUGUGCCAAUCCCACUUAGUAUAGGGGCCUAACCAACCUACAAUACUGUAGUAUUCGUAAGCUAUAAAACACCAAAGCGACUUGAACAAUGUAUGCCUGUAUACACCUAGCCUUUGUCCCAAUAGUUAGACAAGUUUAAGUCGCUCAUGUUUUUAGAUUUUCUUGCAAUGCUUUUUCUGCUUGCAUUAUUUCAUAUGUUUCUGAUAAUUAAGUCGUGUAUUUACGCUGCCCAAUCUACAUUUGCUUGUAGAGAGAUUUUCAUUUUCUCCCACACAUUGCUGUUGAUCACGAAUUGUAAAAUAACUGAGUUACGAAACUUUGUAGAGUGUAAGCAAGCAAUGUAUUCCAAACAUCA